AUAGUGUGAGCUUCAUCACUUCACUACCUAGCUUCCAAAUCCUCCAUUUCGCUUUGGAACUCUGAAGAUUGUCGUACAGCUUCAAUCGCUACGCACAUUCCCACUCUGUUUCUGCGGUGAACGAAUCAUGAGCUUGAACAUCUUCAGGAAGAAAACCUCGCCCAAAGAUGCUCUUCGCACCAGCAAGCGAGAAAUGGCUGUUGCAACUAGAGGCAUUGAGCGAGAAAUCGCAUCUCUUCAGUUGGAGGAAAGAAAAUUGGUGGCAGAGAUAAAGCAAACUGCUAAAACUGGAAACGAGGCUGCCACUAGAAUCCUAGCUCGACAGCUUGUUCGCCUGCGCCAACAGAUAACUAAUUUGCAAGGGAGUCGUGCCCAAAUUCGAGGCGUAGCUACUCAUACACAGGCAUUAUAUGCUAGCACUUCAAUCUCCACUGGAAUGAAGGGUGCUACAAAGGCAAUGGUUGCGAUGAACAAGCAAAUGGCACCAGCUAAGCAGGCUAAAGUGAUUAAGGAGUUUCAGAAGCAGUCAGCACAGUUGGACAUGACGAUUGAGAUGAUGUCAGAGUCUAUUGAUGAAACUUUAGAUAAGGAUGAGGCUGAAGAGGAAACUGAGGAACUUACGAAUCAGGUGCUUGAUGAGAUUGGCGUUGAUAUUGCAUCCCAGUUAUCUUCCGCUCCCAAAGGUCGGAUUGCAGCAAGAAAGACUGAAAAUACAGUUGCCAGGUACCCUAUCAUAUUUAUAGCAGAAGAGGGGAGUGUUUUUCCUAAUGAUUUUGUAUCCUUGCAAAUCAUCACUCUUGAUUUUUUCUCUCCACUUGCUGCAGCAGCUAUGCAGAGCCAACUUGUAUGCAGUGGGUGUAGGAGCAUUCUUCUUUAUCCAGGGGGGGCAACUAAUGUAUGCUGUGCAUUAUGCAAUACAGUCACCUCAGUUCCUCCUCCUGGAACAGAUAUGGCUCAACUUAUAUGUGGAGGUUGCAGGACGUUGCUUAUGUAUGCACGUGGGGCAACAAGUGUAAGAUGCUCAUGUUGCCAUACAGUGAACCUUGCACCUGCUACAAACCAGGUUGCACAUGUUAACUGUGGAAACUGCCGAACAACACUUGUCUUUCCAUAUGGAGCUCCAUCUGUCAAAUGUGCGAUCUGCCACUAUGUUACAAAUGUUGGUAUAUCCAACGUGAGGGUUCCCAUUCCAGUGCACAGGCGUAAUGGAACAAUUAGUUCCGGAAUGCCCCCUUCAUCAUCAUCUCAGAGCCAAACAGUUGUAGUUGAGAACCCUAUGUCUGUUGAUGAAAGUGGCAAAUUGGUAAGGAAUUCAUGCUCUUCUCAUUUCCGCUUCUUGCAAUCUUCACUCUACCUUCUUCAGAAUCCUUUUCUCUGAUUUAUUCUCAGUAAAAUGUGAAUACGACUAAUACUCCGAAUGGCAGGUGAGCAAUGUCGUUGUCGGUGUCACAACAGAUAAAAGGUAACUCGGUGAGAUGAUGGUUGAUUGAUGGCACUUACUAUUAGCGGCUUAAAAGGAUGGGAGGAAGCGAUCUAUAUAUCUCUCUAGUACAUCACUAUACUACUUGGAAUAUGAUUAUGGUUGUGGAAAUUUCUGUAUAGUUUGUCUCCGGAUUUUCCCUUAAAGGUCACCAUUCAUUGUUGAGUCAACUUCAAUUUGAGGUUCAGAUAACUUUUUACCCUGUGAAUGCGAUGUAUAUUAUGGACCUGAAGAAUUUGAGGGUCUGUACUGUAUUACUUGUGUGGUUUCUGUACCGAAUCAUUGAGCUGUCUCGCAAGUAAAAAUAUUAUACAUCCAUCGUAUGUCCCCUGGUAAAUAUGAGUAUAAACGUUGUCUUGUAUUGUCUGUUUCCUUAAUUGUUGGUGGUAUGUAUUUGAAAUUUCCAUUGGUUUUGUUCA
Molecule: messenger RNA, 1899 nt
Organism: Cucumis melo (muskmelon)
Lineage: Eukaryota; Viridiplantae; Streptophyta; Magnoliopsida; Cucurbitales; Cucurbitaceae
Product: vacuolar protein sorting-associated protein 2 homolog 2
Exons: 16
Coding region: 128-1378 (416 amino acids)
Biological process (GO): protein transport; late endosome to vacuole transport; endosome transport via multivesicular body sorting pathway
Cellular component (GO): multivesicular body; ESCRT III complex
Source: RefSeq, a predicted model, not a curated record